Sebastes umbrosus (honeycomb rockfish) is the source of this 2708-nucleotide messenger RNA. RefSeq names its product tumor protein p53 (gene tp53). Gene Ontology annotation, biological process: regulation of transcription by RNA polymerase II; protein tetramerization; apoptotic process. The record is from RefSeq and is a predicted model, not a curated record. Lineage: Eukaryota; Metazoa; Chordata; Actinopteri; Perciformes; Sebastidae. Gene Ontology annotation, cellular component: nucleus. The transcript has 11 exons. Gene Ontology annotation, molecular function: DNA-binding transcription factor activity, RNA polymerase II-specific; RNA polymerase II cis-regulatory region sequence-specific DNA binding; protein binding. Bases 237 to 1367 code for a protein of 376 amino acids.
UCUGUGGAGUUAGAAACCCGCCCCGCCUCUUGCCUUUUAGUGGGAUUCCCCGACAGGCAACGUGCUCUGCUUUAGCUCAAAAUAUUUUGACUUUUUCAACUGUUUUAGCAUCGCCUCCUCUAUACCGACCAGUGGACUCAUAUCUCUCUCUUCCACACCAGAACAUACAAGCACUCCUUGGUUUGGAUCUUGGCUCUUCCUAAUUUUCUCUCAGCCGGGAACAGAGGGAAAUAAUAAUGGAAGAGCAAAGCUUUGAAGGUCUGCCUCUCAGCCAGAGUCUGCCCCUGAGCCAGGGCUCAUUCAGAGAGCUGUGGGAGAGCGUGGUGACUGCCUCCAUCUCCACCAUUCCAACGGCGAAUGAGCCUCAGGGAACAUUUGGACAUAUGGACAUGCUGCUAAUGAAUGAACAAGCACUGACUGAUGGGUUUGAUGAGAAUCUGUUUGAGCUGAUCCCGGAGGUGUCCACUAAAGAUGGUGUUACUCCCCCGGCGUCCACCGUCCCGGUUACAACCGACUAUCCAGGGGAAUAUGGCUUCCAGCUUCGCUUUCAGAAGUCUGGCACGGCCAAAUCUGUUACCUCCACGUAUUCAGAGCUUCUCAACAAGCUGUAUUGCCAGCUGGCAAAGACCAGCCCGAUUGAAGUGCUAGUGAGCAAGGAGCUUCCUCCGGGUGCUGUCUUGAGGGCCACAGCGGUCUAUAAGAAGACUGAACAUGUGGCCGAAGUGGUCCGUAGAUGCCCACAUCACCAGAAUGAGGACGCUGCAGAACAUCGCAGCCACCUGAUCAGAGUGGAGGGCAGCCAGAGGGCCCAGUAUUUUGAAAAUGCACACACGAAGAGGCAGAGUGUGACCGUUCCCUAUGAGCCCCCGCAGUUGGGAUCCGAAAUUACCACAAUCCUCCUCAGCUUCAUGUGUAAUAGUUCGUGCAUGGGGGGCAUGAACCGCAGACCCAUCCUCACCAUCCUGACCCUUGAGACUCCAGAGGGACUGGUUUUGGGCCGGAGGUGCUUCGAAGUGCGUGUCUGUGCAUGUCCAGGCAGGGACCGCAAGACAGAAGAGGAGAAUAGCGCAAAAAAUGGAACUAAGCAAACGAAAAAGCGGAAGAGCACCCCAGCUCCAGCUCCUGAUGCAACAUCUAUAAAGAAGGCCAAGUCAGCAUCCAGUGCUGAGGAGGAGGACAAGGAUGUGUUUGUUCUGCAUGUGCGUGGGCGCGAGAGAUAUGAGAUGUUGAAAAAAAUCAAUGAUGGCCAGGAGUUGCUUGAUAAACAAAAUAAAACAAAGAGCAAGGUGUCUGUGAAGCAAGAGAUUGCUGUGCCUUCCAGCGGAAAGAGACUCCUGCAAAGAGGAGAGAAGAGUGACAGCGACUAAGAAGCUCGCAGCCUUGAUCAUGAGAACAAACAUCCUCGUCCUAUCCUUGUCUCUCAGCCAUCGGGUUUAUUUCAGGCUUUUACCCGUCAUUGGAACCCCAAAUCACCGGCUGCCCCAGUACGCCAUAAAACUUGAUACUGUAACUGUACUGCCUGACCGUUUACUGUACUGUAGGUCCUGUUAAAUGGCUUUGAGAUCUUAAAGGAACAGUGUGUAACAUAUCGGGGGAUCUAUUCGCAGAAAUGGAAUAUAAUAAUCACCAUUACUAUGUUUUCAUUAGUGUAUAAUCACCUUAAACUAAGUAAGCCACAGAGUGCAAAACCGUGGUAUUGCCAGCCGCUGUCUGACUUCCGUUGCUCAUAAAGUAGUGUUAUUAUGGUAAGCAGCGAGGCGAACGGCGUUACCACGGUUUUACACUCGGCUGCUCUCGUUACAGCAGUCUUGGAAAGGGAGGAGUGAGCGGAGGGGUACUAUGUUGGGGGUGCUCAGUAGAUGCUGCAAAAUCCUACACACUGUUCCUUUAAACUUUGCAUGAACCAGAAUAUCUUGGUAUGCCUUAAAAUUAAGUGACUACUUAAUCAGUGUUAAUCUUCGCAGGGAUUUACAUUUGAGUUUUAAUGAUUCCAUUUUUAAAAUGUCAGUCAUGUUGUCAUUUAUAAUGCAUUAUUUUUGGUCUGAUUUAGUCAAUGAAAACUGAAGAGAUUGUUUCUUGGUAUUUCCUCGACAUUUGUUCUUUUGUUUUCGCAAAAUAGUAAAUAUUUUAGUAGAGUAAGACAGAACUCAAGAAGCAGUUCGGUCAAAUUUGCAAAAGAUAAUACGAGUCACUGCCAUUCCUUUAAAGUCAUGCUUGUAAACCUUGAAUGGAUGUUUACGUCCAUUAAAGUAGCUGUAUUACUGUACCAUAGCCCAUGCGGUUUCACACAUUUACAUCCUGCCAAUCUCUCCUUUUGGGUGUCUAUGUGAGGAAGUCGGUCCAAGUGUUUCAGUUCCGCUCUCUUAGAUGACCUAUGCAAGCAAAUAUAACAAUGAAAGUAAGAAAAAGAAACAGAUAUAAGGCCAGAUUGAAUAAUGUUUAGGAAUGCACAGGUUUGACUGCAUGUGAUUUUUGUCAGCCGUUUUUUUUUUUUUUCUUCUUCACGUAAAGCUGUAAAUACAUUGUAGCCCUGUUUAGUUCCAAGAAUCUGUCUGUUGACCUCUUAAAUGUUGGUGGUUUUGCUCGCAGGGAACAUGUACUGUCAUGAUUUCUGUAAAAAAAAAAAAAAAAUGAACGGUAGAUUUGGUAGAUAGGGGGCUGGCUGGAUCACCCCAAAAGCUAAUCACCUUUUAGUAUUUGUAACUUUU